Molecule: messenger RNA, 957 nt
Organism: Neolamprologus brichardi
Lineage: Eukaryota; Metazoa; Chordata; Actinopteri; Cichliformes; Cichlidae
Source: RefSeq, a predicted model, not a curated record
AAUAGCUCCAGUUUGCAUUUGUUUUUUCCGAUUUGCUGGCUAGUGAUGUCUGGAGAGAGGCUACCCAACGGCUUCAGCUCGACCCCUCUCAAAGACUUCCAUCCAUCAAAGGACUUUGGCGACGGAAUCCUAUCCGACGAAGAAGACACUUUUUCUCUGCUUUCUCCAAUCUAUCAUGACAGCUUCGACAGUGACGAAGAAGAACUGAGAUCCAUCCCAGAUCAGCAGACCACUUCCCCCAGAGAGAGGGAUGACACCAGGCUCAGUAUUUCACCAUUCAGAUGUGAGCUACCAAAAGCGAUUUCGGAGCAGCCUGCAGCUUCACCUACCCUCAGUGCGUGGGAAAUGUGGUUGGUGAAUAAAGUAAAAGAGGACCGUCUUAAGCAGGAAAAGAAAGUAGAAAAGGAGCACUUAAUAAAAGAAAGAAAAGAAAAACAAGAACAGGAGCAGGAACAGAAAAAGCUCAUCAUGGAAAAGAAGAUCCAAGAAUGGCUAAAACUUAAAACAGAACAGGAGAGACAUGAGCAACUUCUUAAACAAAGAAAGGAGGAGGAGGAGAUGCAGAGGCAGCAGGAGAGACGGCGCGCGACUGAACAGAAAGCUCAACGAAAGUACAAAGACUGGCUGCAAAGAAAGAACCAAGAAAAAAUAGAAAAGGAAAAGAAGGAGAAAGAGGAAGCCUCCCUGAAGGAGGAGCAGGAGAUGGAGCGGCGUAGGAGGGCUGAAGAGAAGUUUAAGGAAUGGCUGGCAAAGGCCAAUGAAAAAAGCAAAGCUAGUCCCAAAAAGCCCAGCUAUCCAUCAAACAGACUGGGCAGUGAGCUGUUUAUGACAGAUGAGGAGCGUCUGGCACUGGAGGCCCGCAGGGACUUGGAGAGGAAGGAGCUGAUGCACCAGAAGAAGGUGGCACUGGAGACCAACAAAAUCAUUAAAGAGCAGCAGGAGAAGGAGAGACAGUGA